Molecule: messenger RNA, 591 nt
Organism: Mesocestoides corti
Lineage: Eukaryota; Metazoa; Platyhelminthes; Cestoda; Cyclophyllidea; Mesocestoididae
Source: the annotation of a GenBank genome assembly
AUGCGCAACUCCUGCUUGAUGACUCGUAGUACCGCUGAUGACUCACAUGGCAUGCACAUUUCCAUCUUCUCAACACUAAGCGGCGAUUCUGUAGAUGACAAAAUAUUUUCUAGACGCCUCAGCGUACGUGCAGCACCUCUCCUAAUGCAAAUUGAGAUCAUCUACGACCCCAAGUCAUUCUCCAACGAAUUCCUCUUCUACGACCACACGCGAACAUGGGGCGACACCAGUGUCUCCAGCACCGCUGGUGGUGUUGGUGGUGGUGGUGUUUGUGGUAGUGGAGAUGGCGUUGCCGCAUUGGCGUUCCUCAUCCGUGCAAAGCAGCAGUCGCCAGCAAAGCAACAGCUAGACCACCAUCCGCAUUACACGAUGACUGGUGACGAUAUCCACAACCUCAAUCAACAAAUACAUCACCAGACUGGUCCAAGCACCAAUGCCGACACUCCACUGCCACCACAGGCGUCUUCCCUCCAGCCUUCGAAUCCAAAUUUUCGGGAACCUGUGCAGCAAUUGUCAAGGAUGUCAGAAUCAUUUCUUCCACCCGGUCUCACCCCACGCGUAAGAUGCAUCUUCCUCGUUCCAAUGUCAUGA